Eremomyces bilateralis CBS 781.70 is the source of this 1068-nucleotide messenger RNA. Its product is annotated as WLM-domain-containing protein. Bases 1 to 1068 code for a protein of 355 amino acids. NCBI's taxonomy places the organism in Eukaryota, Fungi, Ascomycota, Dothideomycetes, Eremomycetales, Eremomycetaceae. Gene Ontology annotation, molecular function: proteasome binding. The transcript has a single exon. The record is from RefSeq and is a predicted model, not a curated record.
AUGGAGGACAUAGUACAUGCACCACAAGAGGGCGACCUGGUCAUUCCCGACAGCGACAAUACCCUCUCAAUCACCAUCCACCACCAUGGCAAGCCUUACGAGUUCGCAUUACAGGCGUUAUCGACUGUAGAAGACCUCUCAUCCCAUAUCUCGACCACUCUCAACAUCCCAACCUCCAACCAAAAGCUGUUCAUCUCCCCAAAGCCUGGCAUCCUCAAGCCACCCUUUCCAUCCACCUCUAUCUCUGCCCUCCUUUCCUCCUCCAAGCCCCCAAAGAUCACCCUUCUAGCUUCUACCGCAUCGGAAAUCGCCGCCGCUGAAACAGCUCUUAAACCGCGCGAGCGAUCUACGGCAUCGAAAUCCUUCCGUCCUACUAAGACCCAGGCCUCCUCACAAUCGAGGGGCAUCACCGCCACCGACUCCGCAACUUACACCUUCGCCACCAUCCGACCCCUUCCAUAUCUUCCAGAACCGCAGCAUGCCGAGAAGUAUCUCCGCCGUCUCGCCGACGACCCAGGCAUACGGCGCGUCAUGGCCAAACAUAAGUUCCGCGUAGGGCUGUUGACCGAAAUGGACCCGGCCGCGCAUACGGAUGCAUCACACGAAGGGGUCAGCCGGACGUUGGGACUAAAUCGGAAUGGCGGCGAGGUUAUUGAGCUUCGGUUACGGACAGAUGCUGGAGAUGGGUGGCGGCAGUACGAUGCAGUCCGGAAGACGUUGUGCCAUGAACUCACGCACAACGUGUGGGGACCUCAUGAUUCGAAUUUCUGGAAAUUGUGUCGAGAGCUGGAGAAGGAGGUUGCGGGUGGAGAUUGGUGGAAGGGGAGGGGACAGACGGCGGGUGACGGACCUGGGUGGGUUGGGACAGAUGAGGAGGAAGAACAUGUGGAUGGCGGCGGGUGGACGGGUGGGAGUUAUGUGCUUGGUAGAAAGGGGAUGGGCGAGCAAGGGAGUGGGCUAUCUAGAAGGGAAAUCUUAGCGAAGGCGGCGGAGGAGAGGGCGAGGAAGGUUAGGGAGGCAGAAGGACAAGGGAAGCGAGACGGGCAGGGGAGCUCGAGUCCAUCAUAG